Messenger RNA from Nicotiana tabacum (common tobacco), 1034 nucleotides. RefSeq lists its product as uncharacterized. NCBI's taxonomy places the organism in Eukaryota, Viridiplantae, Streptophyta, Magnoliopsida, Solanales, Solanaceae. The record is from RefSeq and is a predicted model, not a curated record.
AUACACUGAAAAUUUCACGUGUUCUCCCUUCUGCGACUUUCCACAUCUCACAUUGAUCCCUUCAUGACUGCAAUUUUGCUAUUUUUGUUCUGUUAUCUGCAGAAAAAAGAAAAGAAUUUAUAAGGGGUCUCUCUGCAAAAUCUUUUAAAGCCCUUAUCCAUUUCUUUUUUUUUUUUUUGGAAAACUGUGUCAGUUAGGCCGUUGCUCGUUAUAUAUACAGAAAUAUUUUCAGCGAUUAUAGUUUUGCAAAAUUAUAUAUGGAGAAAGCAAAGCAAGUAUUUGGUUCAUCUUCUUCCUCUUCUUCCUUUACCAACGAUCUGUUUGGUCCCAAAGAGCCGACAAAAUCGUCGCUCUUUGGUUCCGUUUUUGGCCCUCAUUCCACGGGACUAGUUGGAAAGGAUUCCAUUCACUCUGGACUUAGAGGUUUAUCAAGAGUCCAAGAUCCAGGAAACCAGUCAUUUGGCAAUGCAAAAUAUGGAACUUCAGAAAAUGGGUCUCAAAGAAGCAGGGGAGACAUCAAGAAUUCCAUGUAUCAGAAUGAAACAACAGAACCAUGCCAUUUGAGCUCAUCUAUAUACUAUGGUGGUCAAGAUGUUUAUUAUCCAACUACUCAGACAUCUGGCUACCAGAAUACUUUGAAGAAAAAUGGAGAAGAUGAUGAUCAAAAUGCAAACAAUUCAAACUGUGCUUCAAGAGGAAAUUGGUGGCAAGGAUCACUGUACUAUUGAGGUCUUGCAUUUUUCCAUGCAAAUCUCAUCACUUUAAAAAAAAAAAGUUAGGAGAUCAAAGAAGGAAAUCAUCACCUACAAGGAGUGGUAGAUCUUACAACAUUUGAUCAUCAGCCCCUUUGUUUCUUUUUCUUGAAGGUGCGGUCCUUCCCGGACCUUACAUGAAUGUGAGAUAUUUCGUGUAUCGAGUUGCCUUUUUUUAUGGUAGUAGACAACUUGUAAAUGGGUUCAUGAGUUCAAUAGGACCCACUAUUUCAGUGUUACGUUGAACCAUAUAUAUGAAUUCCGCAUAUAAGUAUAAAUAUA